Molecule: messenger RNA, 1179 nt
Organism: Letharia columbiana
Lineage: Eukaryota; Fungi; Ascomycota; Lecanoromycetes; Lecanorales; Parmeliaceae
Exons: 2
Coding region: 1-1179 (392 amino acids)
Source: RefSeq, a predicted model, not a curated record
AUGGGAAAGCCUGGGGCAGGGAAGUCGACGCUACUCAAUUACGCUCUUGAGAAAGCUCGUGAGAAAGCUCGUGAGAAAGCUCUUGAGAAAGCUCUUGAGAAAGCUCUUGAGAAAGCUCUUGAGAAAGCUCUUGAGAAAGCUCUUGAGGAAGCGCCUCACAGCAACGAUGUCAUAGCUUCCUUCUUCUUCUUCGGUCGAGGUAGUGACCUUCAAAAGAGCUCAUAUGGCCUGUUCCGCUCGCUUUUGCAGCAGCUUCUAAAUCAAGACCCCGACAUGCUGUCCGCUUUCAUUCCGAUACAUAAAGAGAGAUGUAAAAAGGAGAGAUCAGACCAUGAAUGGGCAGAGAAAGAGCUACGAAAAUUCCUGGAAAUUUGGAUUCCCAAUCCCUCCAGAAAUCGCUCGAUCCGGAUUUACGUCGAUGCGCUCGACGAAGCCGGUCAAGACGUUGCUGCAGAGUUGGUGAAAUACUUCAAGAAGCUAACUGAACUGCCGUCUUCCACCGGAGCCAAUUUCCAAAUAUGCUUUUCUUGUCGGCAUUACCCCGUUGUGGUACCGAAGGAUGCUCUGAAAAUCAGCAUUGAAGACGAAAACAAGGAAGAUAUAGCAACCUAUGCCCACGAAAAUCUGAAGGAUCACUUUUCGGACACAGACAAGGCGGAGCUUGAGAGAGAGAUCAAGGGGAAAGCCUUAGGUAUUGUUCAAUGGGUUAUUCUUGUUAUCCCAAUCAUCAUCAAAUCGCAACAGGAUGGUGAAAACGUAAGAAAAAUCCGCCAAGAGAUCGAGAAGAUACCGCGCGAGUUGAGUGAUCUUUACGAACAUAUUCUGUCUCUGAUCAAAGACCAAAAGCAAAAGAGAGCAGUGCAACUGAUGCAAUGGGUAUGCUUCGCUGAGAAAGGCCUCUAUCGUUACAAGCCCCGAAAUUUUUCGAAGAUCACGCAGGAUCAGCUCGCAUCGAUUCUCAGGACUCUACGUGCUUCCUACGUUAGGGGAACUGACGGCGAGCCUCUUGUCGACCUGGUCUCGAAGUUGCUCAUAUGGAGGCCUCAGGAUCGGUGGUCGGCCGAACAGGCUCUGGAGCAUAACUGCUGGCUUCCAAUAGCGCUAGAGCAGGACCGAAGGUAUGACGAUCCUGCAGAAGCUGCAAGGUCCAAGAGAGCUCUGCUGGAAGAUCGGGUUUAA